CCGGGCCGCGUGGGGUGGGGAUCGGUGAGCAGGGACCGCGGGGAAUGUGGCGCAGGCGGUGGCUCCGGAGUCUCUGGCUCUGUCUGCUGCGCCGCAGGCGGAACAAGGGGCCAGGGUGGUGCGUUCAGCAGGGGAAGUCCCUGAGCCCGGGCAGGGCCCAGCACCCCGUGGCGCUCCCCACUGGCUCUCGGUAUAAUUUUCUCCCAGAGCCUGGGAAGUGAGACUCCGCUGGGGCUGGCGUCUGUCGUGAGUUGUCCCUGGUUCGUGCUUCGCAGCCUGGUGAGGGGUCUGGAUCCGGCCGAAGACUCGCCCUCCUUGGCGAGGGGUGGGAGGGACGGCGCCACUGGGGCGUCUGGGGCGGCCGCUGGGUAGUUCGCGUUCACUUUCGGGGAACUGGGGCAGCGGGGUCACCGAGUGAGGGUAGGGAACGGCGCGUCCGGCUUCGGCUCCUGAUCCUGCCGGAGGCGCCCUGGUCUCGGGCCUUAAUCUGCCCCGCAGACCUUGCUUUCAAAAACCGAGACUCGCUAAGCAGCCGAGUCCUCAGCGCCCCGAGAGCAGCGCCUGCUCCCGCAACCCGGGGCCGGCUCUCGCGCCUCCGGUGCGCAGCUGGGCCCGGGCUGGGCCUCGGCGGAUCACGCCACGGGCGAUGGAGGCCAUUGCGGGGAUUGUGGCCGCUGCCGGCCCUCGGCGGAACUCCAGGGCUGCGACCGAGUAGCCGUGGCCUAAGCGAGGGCUGCAAAAGUCUCGAAUUUAAACGUUAAAGGGUGAAUUAAAAUGCUAAUUACCGCGUAUUUGAAGAAUUCGAAACGGUGACUGGCUUCUGAGUUGCAAAUUGGAUUUGCAGAGCUUUAGAGCGGUGAAUAGCGGAGUGGGGCUUUGGGGUGUUUUUUUAACCAUAUAAGGGCGGGGACGAGGGAGUUGGGGGAGGCGGUGGCACUUGAAGCAUCCAGAGAAAUUUAGAUAUCAAGAAACUACCUGUAGGCCUGUGUGCGCACACGUCUAAGUGUGUGUGCAUCUGUGCGCGCCGUUCUGGAACAUUUAGGGGAAGAUAAGUCAUUUUAGGAAGGGCGCGCCCUACGACGCUCACACGACCGGGAUGACGGGCGCCAUCAGCUACCACCCGUACGGCAGCGCGGCCUACCCGUACCAGCUCAACGACCCGGCGUACCGCAAGAACGCCACGCGGGACGCCACGGCCACGCUCAAGGCCUGGCUCAACGAGCACCGCAAGAACCCCUACCCCACCAAGGGCGAGAAGAUCAUGCUGGCCAUCAUCACCAAGAUGACCCUCACGCAGGUGUCCACCUGGUUCGCCAACGCGCGCCGGCGCCUCAAGAAGGAGAACAAGAUGACGUGGGCCCCGAGGAACAAAAGCGAGGAUGAGGAUGAGGACGAGGGCGACGCGGCGAGGAGCAAGGAUGAGAGCCCCGACAAGGCGCAGGAGGGCACUGAGACGUCGGCGGAGGACGAAGGGAUCAGCCUGCACGUCGACUCGCUCACGGAUCACUCCUGCUCGGCCGAGUCGGACGGGGAGAAGCUACCGUGCCAUACCGGGGACCCUCUGUGCGAAUCGGGCUCAGAGUGCAAGGACAAGUAUGAGGACCUGGAGGACGACGAGGACGACGAGGAGGAGGGCGAGCGGGGCCUGGCGCCGGCCAAGCCCGUGACCUCCUCGCCGCUCACCGGCGUGGAGGCGCCGCUGCUGAGCCCCGCGCCGGAGCCCGCACCCCGCGGGGGCAGCGGCGGCAAGACGCCCCUGAGCAGCCGGACGUCGCCAGGCGCGCCGCCGCCCGCCAGCAAGCCCAAGCUGUGGUCGCUGGCCGAGAUCGCCACGUCGGACCUGAAGCAGCCGAGCUUGGGCCCGGGCUGUGCGCCCCCGGGGCUGCCCGCGGCCGCAGCGCCCGCCUCGUCCGGGGCCCCGCCCGGCGGCUCGCCCUACCCCGCCUCGCCGCUGCUCGGCCGCCACCUCUACUACACGUCGCCCUUCUAUGGCAACUACACAAACUACGGGAACUUGAACGCGGCGCUGCAGGGCCAGGGGCUCCUGCGGUACAACUCGGCGGCCGCGGCCCCCAGCGAGGCGCUGCACGCGGCGCCCAAGGCGGCCAGCGACGCGGGCAAGGCGGGCGCGCACCCGCUGGAGCCCCACUACCGGCCCCCGGGCGGCGGCUACGAGCCCAAGAAAGAUGCCAGUGAGGGCUGCACCGUGGUUGGCGGGGGCGUCCAGCCCUACCUAUAGAAGGGCCAGCGCAGCGUGCAAGUAAGUGGGCACCCUGGUGCUUCCCACACCCCGGGGAGCCUCCCAGCACCAACCGCACCGUACACUCACCCGCUUAAUGUGUUUUCCUUGCUUCUUGUCAUGAGGUUGGAAGAUAGAGCAUUUCAAUCUCCUUUGACCUUUUCUCUCUUAAAGGGGGAGAGUGUGUGUUCUGUUUUGUAGAUUCCCUAUUUCUGGCUCAAGUUCUGUUUGAAGAGUCAUUCCUUAAACUGGAGUAUAUAUAUCGCAACACUGCUGUUCUUUUUCUCUUUGAAAAAAAUAGAUGAUUAAAAUCUGGGCAUUCGAAUGCAAUUUGGAGCCAGUUUUACUAUGCUAGACACAUACUAGGCGCGUGCUUUGGUGGGCUAGCGCCACUGAAACUCGAAGCUCAGAGACCUUCCUAGGUGGUGUUUACAGGCUAAGACUGAAGAGACAGAGGAGUGCUAGAAUUUAUCAGCCCUGCCCACCCGCAUGUCCACAUGGACCAGACAGGACUCUGAAGUUCUCCUGGCUCACAUCAGUUUCUCAAAAAAUAUGUUGCUUUACAACUAGACAAAAUCACUAAUCACAGAUCUUGAAGAUGGGAGAGGUGGAGCCAUUUCUGAUCAACUCAUUUCCUAAUGUGAUGGUGCCAGUGUGGAACUGAAGGAUUUGGGAUGAUAUGGUUUUUUCCUUGGUCCACAGGUAGGUGUCACAAUUGCUUUGGAAAAAAAAAAAAAAAAGUCAGCAGGCCAUUCUCCCUUCCCGAGCUCAUAAACACACAGACACAAACGCCAGAUCUCUAAUCCGGACCACAUCUAGUGCCGCUGUAAACGAGAAGGACCCGCCCAGCACUGUCCGCCCACAGACUCUAGCGAGUGGAACAGACUAUUGUUGGACAUACGUGAAUUUGUUGGCAUAGUAUAGCUUUCCCAAUGUAUGUGUGACUCUUGGAAACAAUCUGUUUUUCUCAGGAUAUCUUGAAUUGAUCACUUCAUUGCCACGGUAUAUAUAUUCUAUAGGUGUGAUAGGAUUUACUGUAAAGUUUAUUUGUAAAAGAUGUACACAGUAGGAAAAAAAAUGUGAUUGAAGAACUUGAGUACUUCAGAAGUGGAAACAAAUUUGAUAUUUAUUUUUAUAAUGAUAUAAAGCUUCUAGUAAUUUAUGCAAGUUGUAUUGCAAUGGAAUCUAAACUUUUUGUAAAUAAAUUCUGCCUGGUUUUUAUUUGAACAUUGCUGGUUAUACAAUCUUUGUUGGUUGUUUAACAUGGAUUCUUUACUAAUUUAUAUCUUAAAUUGUAAAUAAAAACAGACUAGUCUACAAUAA
This is a messenger RNA of Microcebus murinus (gray mouse lemur), 3562 nucleotides long. Lineage: Eukaryota; Metazoa; Chordata; Mammalia; Primates; Cheirogaleidae. The record is from RefSeq and is a predicted model, not a curated record.